GUUUCCGUGCGUCCCAACCAAAUUCCGUAUGCGCUAACCCCUCCAAGAUGGAGGCACUUGGGGGUUACCGAACCAAGUCCUCGGCGCGGAAAGAGCGAACUUUAAAGAUAUUUUUUAGUUUAGCAGUCUGCAUGGGUGGGCUUUUUCUAGUCCAGCACAAACUCACCAGGCCAACAAAACCCAAAGAUUUCUAUUCCUUCGAAGUUCUGGAUGCCAAAGGCAGGAAAAUAUCAUUGGAGAAGUAUAGAGGCAAAGUCUCUUUAGUUGUAAACGUGGCGAGCCACUGUGAGCUGACCGAGAAGAACUACCAGGCCCUGCAGGAACUACAUCGCGAGCUCGGGACGUCGCACUUCAAUGUUCUGGGGUUUCCCUGCUCACAGUUCGGUAACACCGAACAAGGGACAAGCCGGGACAUCGAAGCUUGGACCAAAGCAGCAUACGGCGUCACGUUCCCAUUCUUUAGCAAGAUCAAAAUAUUGGGAUCUGAGGCCAACCCAGCCUUCAAAUUCCUCACAGAUUCUGUGCAGAAAGCACCAAAGUGGAACUUCUGGAAGUUUCUGGUGGGUCCUGACGGGCAGUUGGUGAAGUUCUGGAAAGCGGAGGAGCCUUUUGAUCAGAUACGGCAGGAGGUCACAGCACAAGUGCGCCAGAUCAUUCUGAAGAAGAGGCAGGAGCUGUAACACGUGCCUGAGUUACUCAUAGUUACUCAGCCAUGCACAUCUCAUGGAUAAGUAUUGGCUGGCCUGGUGCACACAUGAAGGACCACUGCUUCACAAACUCAGCGAAAUGCUGUUUGUUUCAGCCUCAGAGUAUAUGAUCCAGAGAGGGGGGAGUCGAUUGAUCUGUUCUGUACUUAAUAUAAUAGACUAUUUGCUGUUGGUCUUGAAUGUAUGGAAAAUAACAAAAGUAAGGUACUAAAGCCACUCAUAAACAGCGACAGAAUAUUGCACUCUCAACACAGUUAUAGGUCAGAUUUUUUUGUUGCUGUUGUUAUUGUUGAUUAAGAUGUCCCUGAAUCAAGUUGUGGCUGUAUGGAUUGUCAUUAAUUCAUGGUUUCAGAUUAUUAGAAAUUGUCUCCAUGUGUCUGACCUGUGAGAUAGGCUCAUGACUUUGAAUUUGCCAUAUAUAAGAGACUUAAUUGACAUUCCGAGGAAAAGUGCAGUAGGCUAGUAUCAUGUUUGACCAUUUUCUAUAAGUGCCUUCUAUUACUGUGAGAAAUAUCAGGGAGUAACUUGGAGUAUGAAAAUAAAUGUGCCCGAUAUUAUUAA
Molecule: messenger RNA, 1268 nt
Organism: Sardina pilchardus (European sardine)
Lineage: Eukaryota; Metazoa; Chordata; Actinopteri; Clupeiformes; Clupeidae
Product: probable glutathione peroxidase 8
Exons: 3
Coding region: 48-680 (210 amino acids)
Biological process (GO): response to oxidative stress
Molecular function (GO): glutathione peroxidase activity
Source: RefSeq, a predicted model, not a curated record